AGGUGGCGCGUGAACCUGCGGAUCUUUCCUCUUUCCGAUGUACGGAACUGAAAAAUAAGCUGCGACAUUAUCUCCUCGGUUAUCUUGGAAACUUUAGCAUCUGCAAGCGGAAAGAACUGCGGGACUUUGUGACCAAACAUGAGGAGACAGGAACAGCAGCUGGACCGACCAGCAACAGGCUACCUCCCUGUGUCACUCUUUAACCAGAGGAAGAGAAACAGAAUUCCUCUGAAAUCUGUUCCUGGUGAAAAUGAGUUCUUUCCCCCAAGUGAAUACAUGGCCAGCACCAGUUCAGCUGCUAGUGAAGCCCCCUCAGCUGCGUAUGAAUGUUACCAGGCUUCAGAUUCUUCUAGUGCUCCUCAAAGCCAUCAGUGGAGCAGAAAAGGUGUCCCAGAGUCUGCUAAAUCCCAGCAGUACGGCAACAGACCUGCUCCUGGACCGUCUACAAUGAGGACCUUUGCACCCAUUGCGCAUCCAUACAAAGCCGGGGCCAAGAGCUCCACGACGGGCCAGUCCAGCAAUCCAGCCGGACAAUGGGUUUUGAGCUCCGGUGUUAGUCCGAGACACAGCCAAAUUCAACAUCCCUAUGGCAACAAGAACCCCCAGAGCAAGCCGGCACAGCAUGCAGGUUUCUCUCAGACGGCUCAGCAGUCGUCCGACAAACAAACCCUCCCUGCACGUCAGUUUUCCCAGCAGUCCAGAUCUCUUCCUCCUCCUGAAGCUCCUCCACCCAGCAUGCCGCUUGCCCAAGCCGCACAGCAACCUAACAAGUCCUGGAAGUUUACUAACAGCUUUGAGCAUCAAAAAUCACAUUUUGCUUCAAAAAAGAGUUUGAAUCAACCUCCAACAGCUAAACCAACCAAAAAUGAGAAGGAGAAUGUUCCAGCGAAGCAGCCAAUGGAAAACUCCCUGAGGAUCUUGACCACAGUUAUUAAUGGCAUGAGACACUGGAGCCAGUUUAAAGAUAAAAUUCCUUACUUAUUCGAGAUAUUUGCCACUCUGGACUCUGCAGUCACUCUGGGGCGCUACGGAGCCAAGAGCUUUCUGCUGAGAGACGGGAAGGAUGUGCUGCAGUGUGUCUUCUACGAAAAUGAGCAGCUGCUGCCGCGCCUCAUUCGAGGUCAGGUCCAUCGCUGCGUCGGCAACUACGACCGCAGCAAAGACGUCCUGAUAUGCGUGUCUGUUCGAGCCGGUCAGCCGUCAGAGCAGAGGAACGCUCUGGAAGCUGUCAAAGUGUCGGAUGCAGAAAUGAGAGCGCUGGUCAAGAUACUCAGCGAAGUUUGAGCACAAAAUACUUUUUGUCCAGCUUCUUGUGCAGAUAUCUUUCUACAUUUGAAGUAAGAUAAAACUUACAAGUGACUUUUCAGCAAGACAUAGGAGCUUGUUUUAAGGCAAUUAUUCUUUAAUAUUGAUUCAAAAGAGAGUAUUGGUUUCACUGGCAGAUUUUUUUUCACUCCUAAGAUAUUUUUCUUCCUACUAGUAGCAUUUUAUCAACAUCAAAGUUAAUAAGGUAUUAUUAACUUUUCUAACUUUUCUUCAUCUUGCUGAAAAGUUACUUGUAAGUCAGUUUAGUAGUUUAAAAUACUUAAGAGGGAGAUUAACUAAGAUUGUGUGUUUUGGCAGUGCAGCGGCUGUUGUCAUCGGUCAACAUUUGAGUUUUAAAAGAACAUUUCUAUAUGUUUGGUUUGUCGGAGAAAAAAAGGUAGCUUUAACAAAAAUGUUGUUUUUGUCAUUUUCCCAUCAAGGUUGCAGCUGCCAUACUUGUAUUGUGUUAACGUUUACAUGUUCUCCUUUCCCGUUUCUAUAGUUUUCUGUGAACAAAUAUAACAGAAAGUAAAGCAUC
Poeciliopsis prolifica (blackstripe livebearer) is the source of this 1843-nucleotide messenger RNA. RefSeq names its product spermatogenesis-associated protein 22. The transcript is spliced from 8 exons. The record is from RefSeq and is a predicted model, not a curated record. Bases 139 to 1284 code for a protein of 381 amino acids. Gene Ontology annotation, biological process: gamete generation; homologous chromosome pairing at meiosis; meiotic DNA repair synthesis. NCBI's taxonomy places the organism in Eukaryota, Metazoa, Chordata, Actinopteri, Cyprinodontiformes, Poeciliidae.